Heterocephalus glaber (naked mole-rat) is the source of this 6465-nucleotide messenger RNA. It is a transcript of the gene Rapgef3, whose product is annotated as Rap guanine nucleotide exchange factor 3. NCBI's taxonomy places the organism in Eukaryota, Metazoa, Chordata, Mammalia, Rodentia, Bathyergidae. Gene Ontology annotation, biological process: Ras protein signal transduction. Gene Ontology annotation, cellular component: plasma membrane. Gene Ontology annotation, molecular function: guanyl-nucleotide exchange factor activity. The record is from RefSeq and is a predicted model, not a curated record.
CCCGCCCCCUCGGCCCGUCCCGGGGAGGGGAAAGGGGGCGGGCAGCACAGGGGGUGUGACAGCUCCCGCCCGGCCCAGUGCCAGCUGCAGCCUCGCUUCAGUGCCCCGUGCCAGCUGGCUUUUUCGUCUGGGACGAAGGCAGAGGCUCGGGGCUCCUAGUCCUGAGGGGAGGAGGGGCCGCCCCCCACGCCCCCAGCUCUCUAGUCACCCAGGGGAGCCUCUCCACCCAGCACUGCAGCUUGCUGCACUGGCAGCAGGUCUGCUCAGAAUCGUCCCUGUCCACGCGCUGGGACCUAAGCCCCGCACCACGCUACGACACUCCCCCCUCCCCCGCCCCAAGUGGAGCUGACUGGGGCUGGCUGGGCAGCCCUCAGCCUCUGGCCGGAGCCUGCACGGAGGCGCGGAACUGCAGGAGGAACAUGAAGGUGGGCUGGCCAGGUGAGAGCCACUGGCAGUUGGACCCGGCUGUGGAAGACAGCCCAGUUCUAGGAGUUCCUCAGAUAGGGGGCCUUCCCCACGUGGUGCCUGAGGGGACACUGCUCAACAUGGUGCUGAGGAGGAUGCACCUGCCCCGAAGCUGCUCCUACCAGCUGCUGCUGGAGCACCGUCGGCCCAACCACAUCCAGGGGCUUCGCUGGACGCCACUCGCCAACAGCGAGGAGUCCCUGGAUUUCAGUGAGAGCCUAGAGCAGGUCUCCACCGAGCGGGUGCUCAGGGCUGGGAGGGACCUGCACCGACAUCUCCUGGCCACUUGUCCGACCCUCAUCCGAGAUCGGAAGUACCACCUCAGGCUGUAUCGGCAGUGCUGCUCUGGAAGGGAGCUGGUGGAUGGGAUCUUGGCCCUGGGGCUUGGGGUCCAUUCCCGGAGCCAAGCAGUGGGCAUCUGCCAGGUGCUGCUGGAUGAAGGCGCCCUCUGCCAUGUGAAACACGACUGGACCUUCCAGGACCGAGAUGCCCAGUUCUACCGGUUCUUGGGGCCGGAGCCCCAGCCUGUGGGACCUCAUGAGCUGGAGGAAGAGUUGGUUGAGGCAAUGGCCCUGCUCUCCCAGCGGGGACCUGAUGCUCUGCUUACUGUGGCACUUCGAAAGCUCCCAGGUCAGCGCACGGAUGAGGAGCUGGACCUCGUCUUUGAGGAGCUGCUGCACAUCAAGGCUGUGGCCCACCUCUCCAACUCGGUGAAGCGGGAGUUAGCAGCCGUCCUAGUCUUCGAACCCCACAGCAAGGCGGGGACAGUGUUGUUCAGCCAGGGGGACAAGGGCACCUCGUGGUACAUUAUCUGGAAGGGGUCUGUCAACGUGGUGACCCAUGGCAAGGGGCUGGUGACCACCCUGCACGAGGGAGAUGACUUUGGACAGCUGGCGCUGGUGAAUGAUGCACCCCGGGCGGCCACCAUCAUCCUUCGGGAAGAUAACUGUCAUUUUCUACGUGUGGACAAACAGGACUUCAACCGAAUCAUCAAGGAUGUGGAAGCAAAGACCAUGAGGCUGGAAGAGCAUGGCAAGGUGGUGCUGGUGCUGGAAAGGACCUCUCAGGGUGCUGGCCCUUCACGCCUGCCAAGCCCAGGCAGGAACCGGUACAAGGUGAUGUCUGGCACCCCAGAGAAGAUCCUAGAGCUGCUGCUGGAGGCCAUGCGGCCGGAUUCUACUGCUCAUGACCCAACAGAGACGUUCCUCAGUGACUUCCUCCUGACCCACAGCGUCUUCAUGCCCACCGCCCAGCUCUGCACUGCCCUGCUGCACCACUUCCACGCGGGGCCAGCAGACUCUGCUGGAGGCAGUGAGCUGGAGCGCAGCACCUACAUCUGCAACAGGAGGCAGCAGAUCCUGCGGCUGGUCAGCCAGUGGAUGGCCUUGUAUGGUCCCAUGCUCCACAAGGACCCUGUGGCCACCAGCUUCCUCCAGAAACUCUCUGACCUGGUGAACAAGGACGCCCGGCUCAGUAACCUGCUGAGGGAGCAGUGGCCCGAGAGGCGGCGACACCACAAGUUGGAAAAUGGCUGUGGGAGCACCUCUCCACAGCUGAAGGCCCGGGACACACCUGUUUGGCUCCCCUGCCAGGACGAGCCUCUCCCAAGCAGCAACUGUGCCAUCCGAGUUGGGGACAAAGUGCCCUACGACAUCUGCCGGCCCGACCACUCAGUGCUGACCCUGUACCUGCCUGUGACGGCCUCAGUGAGAGAGGUGAUGGCAGCACUGGCCCAGGAGGAUGGCUGGACCAAGGGGCAGGUGCUGGUGAAGGUCAAUUCUGCAGGUGAUGCCACUGGCCUGCAGCCCGAUGCCCGUGGCGUGGCCACUUCCCUGGGGCUCAACGAGCGGCUCUUUGUUGUCAACCAGCAGGAAGUCCACAAGCUGACCCCACACCCUGAGCAGCUGGGGCCCACUGUGGGCUCUGCAGAGGGGCUGGACAUGAUAAGUGCGAAGGACCUGGCAGGGCAGCUGACAGACCAGGACUGGAGCCUGUUCAACAGCAUCCACCAGGUGGAGCUGAUCCACUAUGUGCUGGGCCCCCAGCAUCUGCGGGACGUCACCACAGCCAACCUGGAGCGCUUCAUGCGCCGCUUCAAUCAGCUGCAGUACUGGGUGGCCACAGAGCUCUGUCUCUGCUCUGUGGCUGGCCUGCGGGCCCAGCUGCUGAGGAAGUUCAUCAAGCUGGCAGCCCACCUCAAGGAGCAAAAGAAUCUUAACUCCUUCUUUGCUGUCAUGUUUGGCCUUAGCAACUCGGCCAUCAGCCGCCUGGCCCACACCUGGGAGCGGCUGCCCCACAAAGUCCGGAAGCUGUACUCUGCCCUAGAAAGGCUGCUGGACCCCUCGUGGAACCACCGAGUAUAUCGACUAGCCCUCGCCAAGCUCUCCCCUCCCAUCAUCCCCUUCAUGCCCCUUCUUCUCAAAGACAUGACCUUCAUCCACGAGGGAAACCACACACUGGUGGAGAAUCUCAUCAACUUUGAGAAGAUGCGGAUGAUGGCCAGGACCGCGAGACUGCUGCACCAUUGCCGAAGCCACAGCACCGUGCCUCUCUCACCACUCCGGAGCCGAGUUUCCCACCUCCAUGAGGAUGGCCAAGCAUCAAGGAUUUCCACGUGCUCGGAACAGUCCCUGAGCACCCGGAGUCCAGCCAGCACCUGGGCUUAUGUCCAGCCGCUGAAGGUCAUCGACAACCAGAGGGAACUCUCCCGCCUCUCCCGGGAACUGGAGCCCUGAGGAGGGGCUGGGGCCACAGCAGGCGCCUCCCAAAAGCAGGGCAGGCCCGGGCCAAGGGGCCCACGGCCGGCUGCAGCUGGGCAGGGCUCUCCGAGAGUGGACUCAAGGCCCUGGAGCGGGCAGCGUGGAGAGAGCUGGCCUCUGUGAUGACUGGCGGCUGAGGAAGACCGCAGAGUGGAACUGCGCUGGGGCCCACGGCCAAGGAAUGGGGGCCAGCACGGCUGAGGGAGUGGGUGGGAGAGCAGGGCAGGCCCUGGACUCUGUUCAAUAGAGAGCUCUCCUCACCAAGGUUUUUGCAGCUUCUAGGCCUUGUGGCUCUGUCGUGCAGGGCCAGGCCCGCAUUUGUUUUCGAAGUGGAGAGAGACUGCAGACGCACAGCAUGUGCGUGUGGCAGGGGCUGGGGCCGCCCGCCCCGGAGGGCGGGAGCCUGGGAGACCGGGAGACGGGAGUCCUGCUUUUCUUUCCAAAGCAUCUGAGAUAAACAGCUGGGUGUGGGCGGGGCUGUUCGGCAGGGAGUGGUGGUCCCUGAGGAGCUUUAUUGUUCCCACAAGCUAACAAAGAUAUAUGUGUUCUGCGGCCAGCCAUGCGGGGGCGUGGCAGAGAAGGGGCCGCUGGGCAGGGGGCAAAGCUCCAGAAUGGCUGACUGUUUCCCAGAUGUGCGCCUGCGCCCCGGGCCCCAGGCAGCCAGAGAAACGGAAACCAUCAGCUCUCCACGGUGGAGACCAUAGAGUCGAGAUGCAACUAGCAUUCUCCCUUCUUCCUCCUAAUUCCAGUCCCUGUUCCCGGUGUUUGCUCUGAAUGGAGGCCUCCAAGGGAGCUAGGAAAGAAUGGAGAAGGUGCUGAGGGCUAGGCUGCUGAGGAUGGCAUCCCUCCUCAGGUCUACCAGCCAUCCAGAAGAUUAGGACUUAGCCUCUAGCAAGCUCUGUUCUGUUAGGACCUCCUUUCCCUGCCCCUGCAGCCAUCCCCAGGAACCCAGAAGCUCCGGGCAGGAACUGCACCCUCUCUCUUCUCCUUGCCCUGGACCCUAGCAGCGGCAGGUACAUUGUCUGGCCUGAGAGAGACCUCACAGCGUCCAGGAUGAGCCUGAAUGGGCUCUGAGGCAGCAGGGCCCUGGGGUGGCUGCCCCUCUGCAGCAGUGGGGGCAGCUGGUGUGGUCCUCGCUUGGCAGAUGUAGCAGCUGGCUCAGGCAAGGCACACCUGUCUCCCCCUGACCCAGAUGCUGCCAGAUUCCUCUCAGCCCAAGGUCAUGGGCGCACAUGUCAGCAGGGCGGCAGAGCCAUUGGGAGGGAGGCAGCACAGCUGGGAUUAUACCUAAGGUUUCUUAUCAGCCUGAUCAAGUCAGUUCAUUUCUCCAUCUGUAAGAAAUGUAUAAUGAUUGCCAUCCCGCUGUUAGUGAAAAAACUGCAGUUCCUGCCUCUGCAGCAGAGAUGACCAGCACAAGCAGUCCUAUGUCUGAAGCCUGAUGAAGGGGCAGUAUCACCUAGGUGAAGCCUGAGGUGGACACUGAGGUGGAGCCCAUGGCAGGUGUGUUAGUUACCUUGCUGUCACUGAUGACAUACCCCACACCUGCAACUUAAAAGAGGAAAAGUUUAUUUUGAGUUGCAGUUUCAGGGGGUUCAGUCCAUGGUCAGCAAGGUCCGAGGCAGAAAUGGCAUGGUGAAAAAACAUGAAAUCAUGUUGUCAUGGCUGCCAAGAGGAGAGAGAAAGGGAGAAAGGAUGGGGAGAAGCCAGGGACAAGAGUGCACCCUUCCAGGUCAACCGGCCCCCCCCGCCUUGCCCCGUGACCCACCACCUCUAACCAGGCCCCACCUGCUAACAGCAAGUCAGGCAUGCACUCCUCAGCGGUCUAAUCCACUGGCAACUAUAGUGCCCCAGGAUCCAAUCCCUUUCAAUCACAUGAGACUUUGGGGGAGCGGGGUCGAGGACACUUAGAUCCAAACCGUAAUAGCAGGGAUCACCAAACCAGUUAUCUUGCCUCUGGGUGGGGAUGGUGCCUCAUGGGGCAUGGGCAGGAAGCUCAUUGAGCUGAGUAGUUGUGACCACACCUUGGUGAGUCAGGAGUCACAGGAGCUUUCUUUCUUCUCUUUUAACUGCGUUGCGUGGGUGUUUUGGCCAAACCCACACCAAUCAGCAACCCACGGUUGUCCUGCAGCUUUGCAGACACCAGUUCAUACCCACAUUUCAGUGGAACUUCUCUGCUACACAUGGGUUUUCUACCUUGGAUGACCCUCAGCUUCUGCUGCCUUAGCCCCUCAGGUGGGACACCUGAGCCUAUUGGGAGAAUAGUGCCCUGGGAAGGCUGGAGGAUGAUUGGGAGCAGAAGGCUGAGGAGAGGGCAGAGCCUUACAUGGUGGCCUCAUGACUACCCAGGCAUGGGGUGAGAGUAGGAAAACAUCGUCUCCUGCCCCUUAGCAGCCCAUGGUGUGUGGAGGUUCCCAAUCGUAUCCCAGCUUCAGGAUGGCAUGUUGGAUGGAGAAAUUCAUGGGUCUGUUGGUGAGAGAGAGAGUAGUAUAGUUAGAUCCAUGCUUUAAAAGAAAAAUACUUAAAAGAAGGAAAAGGAGAGUGGAGUGUGUGUCCUAUGGGGAAGGACAGAAGAGAAGGGUCGUUCUUGUACCCGUGCACACACACACACCCCUUUUGCCCUGAGCUUUCCUGUGAGGGCUGCAAGCAGGGUACAAGUGAGCAGGGUUAGACUCUAGCAGGCAGGACCUAGGGAAAGGGUGGAGCGGUUCUGGGGGCUUCUACCAGCCCUUCCCACCCCUGCCCCCCCAGGCCACAUCACAUGGACGUGGAGCCCAUGGCCCGCAUCUCCCCUUUCACUUCUGGCUUAGAGUGGGGUGAGGGAUAGAGCUGUUCCCACAGGCCUGGAGACUCUGUGUCCCCAGUGACACUUGGCCUCUGGCCACUCUCUUUCCCAGGCAUUAAAGAUUUGUCUUUCAAGCUGGGGAUUUAGCUCAGUGGUUCCGCCACCUGCCCCGAAAGCGCAAGGACCCUAGUUCGAUCCCCAGUACAAAAAAAAAUAAUUAUCUUUUAAUGUUGCUGUUAUUCACAGGAUUUGUGACAGCAGCAGACUGAGAUUUGAUCAGUGUUUCCGUCCUUGCCCUUCACACUUUCACAUCUAUGACCUUGUUUCUACCCUGAUGAUAGAUGGGUACUACAGAUAUUUUUACCCCUGUUUCAUACCCAAAGAAACCGAGGCACAGAUUUGCCUAAGUUCACAUUGCUAUAGGGGCAAUAAAUAUAACUCCCAACUUGCUGAAUGUCA